GGGAAACUUAGUAUGACGUCACUUGGCCUAUAUAGGGGUGGAACUUUACGCAACAUCUUGCAAUACGGUACUCCCCUUAGACACUUGCGGGUGUUUUGCUACUUCUUAGCGCUUUAAGGAUAUAAAGUUGGGACCUCCCGUUUUAUUCUUCUAAACAUGAGCGGUUAUCCUCCUCCGUACCAACAGUACCCGCCCGGACCUCCGCCGCCCGGAGGAUGCUAUCCUCCCGGAAGCAAUCCCGGCGGCUACUAUCCGCCUCCCGGUCCUCCUCCGCCGGGAGUCUAUCCGCCUCAGGUUCCUCCCGGCGGAGCUUAUCCUCCGCCCGGUCAACCUGCCGUCACCACCGUCAGAGUCGUAGAAGAGAAGAAAGACAACGACUGUGCUCGAGACUGCUGUUUGUGUGCUCUUUGCAUGGCCCUUUGUUGUUUCUGUUGCAGUGAUUGAAGACGUCUAAUUUUUAAGUGAGUUCGAAAUCAAACUUGAACCGAAGUGCCUUUUUGUGUUGUAUAGGAACGACCCGUAAUACUUUGUAAUAUGUAUAUUGGAAACUAUUUUUGCAUUCCAGGAAGAUCAGUUGUGGAUUUUAAUAUUGUAUAUUUAAAAGUUAUUUAAUCAUUGUUUAUGGAUUAUACGUAAUUUUGUUAAAGAUUUUAUAUCUGCAUAUGUUGUCACCAAUAUAAAACUACAAGGCAACAGUAUACAGUAUAGGGGAACCAAUUAUGUAAAAUAAAUUUUUAUUUAAUUGAUUUAAUUUAGAACUUUUGUAUGUGUAACUCAAUUUUUAUAGAAAUCUAGAAACUGCAUUUAACUUUUUUUUUACUUUUUAUUUGCUAAAAUCUUAAUUUUUAACACUACUGAAUAAAACAGUUUCCAAACUACUGUCAGUUUAUACAUUAAAACAUUCCCCCCUCUAUGAAGUGAAUGAAUGCAAAUAAAGUAACUUUCUAAUGGC
This is a messenger RNA of Centruroides sculpturatus (bark scorpion), 952 nucleotides long. Its product is annotated as cysteine-rich and transmembrane domain-containing protein 1-like. The transcript is spliced from 3 exons. NCBI's taxonomy places the organism in Eukaryota, Metazoa, Arthropoda, Arachnida, Scorpiones, Buthidae. The record is from RefSeq and is a predicted model, not a curated record. The coding region runs from base 157 to 444 and encodes 95 amino acids.